AGUUAUUUUUCACAACAUCCCCUAAAAAUUUGCUAGACACAACGUUCGGUGUUAGGUUCACUACCAAACAAUGCAAUGUAAUUGUAGACAACAUAUUACAUUCUUAUGAACCAGAAAAAUAUUAAUUCUAUUUUUUCUUUCUGUGUAUAAUUUUAUUUAUUUCCUUCAAUAGUAAAAUUUCCUCGAUUUGAGAGAAAGAUGAAAAAUGAAAAAUGAAUUAUGUGUGAUCAUCAAAUUUUGAUAGAAUGAUUCUGGGUAGAUCAUCAAAAUUGAUAGAGGGUGUAAAACCCUGUUGUUGGAUUUUGUCGAAAAUUUGGUAGAUUUCUUUGCAAUUUUGAUUGGGUAUCUGGCCAAAUUAGAUGCAUGGCCUUGCUUAGGAAGCAGCUUUCGUUUUCAUCCACGAGCUUUAAAUCCUCAAGAACUACUAACAUACACUACCCUUUAAAUUCAAGUCUACCACCUGGUACUAUCACUGAAUUCGUCUGGAAAGAUUACAGCCCCACCCUUUUCAGAAAUAUACAAGAGCUCGCAAAUGUCAGCAACGAUGAUUACAGGUUAUCAGUGUGUAACCACGAAGUUCUCAUGGAAUUGAUAGUACGUGGCUGUGGUAAGCCAUUCUAUGUACCUCAUGAUGACCGCUUUGUCAUUAAAACCUUGCGCAAAUCUGAGGCUAAGGUUCUGAUGGAAAUGCUUCCGAGUUACUAUGGUCAUAUUCAGAUGUAUGAAAAUUCCCUCUUAGCUAAGUACUAUGGCCUUCAUGCAGCAAGACCUGGUUCUGGAGGUUCUAAGGUGUAUUUUGUGGUAAUGGAGAACUUGUUACGAACAGAUUUGCAAAUGCACAAACGGUAUGAUCUGAAAGGGUCUUCACAAGGAAGAAGUGCUACUAAAAAUGGAACUCAACCAAGAUUAACAUUAAAAGAUUUAGAAUUCGAUCUCCGCUUCUAUCUCAAUCCUUUAAUUCGGACUCAGAUCCUAGAACAAAUAAAACUAGACUGCAAAUAUUUGGAGGAGCAAGGAAUCAUGGAUUACAGUCUUUUGCUUGGGUUACAUAUAGAUAAUCCAAAGCGAGAUUCAGCUAAAGGGCGGAAGGGAAUGGAAAAUGAGGAUCCGGAAGCUUAUUAUAGCCGAGACCCUAACAGGGGUAACAACACAAGAUUUGGAGCAAAAGUUGAAGCACGGGCGAUGAAAAUACCUCAAAGUGAACCGAAAGCAAGCCCAUCUGACGGUAGCAAAUCCAGGAGAAUACAAGAGCCCAUAAAUGUCUACUUAUUUCUUGGAAUUAUUGAUUUCUUACAAAGCUACAACGUCAUCAAAAGACUCGAACAUGCUUACAAGUCGUUGCAGUAUGAUUCCAAGACUAUCUCAUCUGUUAAUCCUAAUUUUUAUGCAACUCGCUUUCAGGAUUUCCUUCGUAAAGUAUUCAUUGCCGAUGAGUCGGCCGGGUAGCUUAGCCCUCAAUCUCAACGACACUAGUUCGUUCUCUACAAACCCAGGGACGGCCUAGCAGUCUCAACAAACACGUAUUUUACUUACUGGAUGGAUAUAAUAAUGUAUAAAAUUAAUCAUUUGAUUUUUGACAUGUAAUUCCUAGAUAAUUAAGAAACUUCGUUAAACAAACACCAGAUUAUUGUACCACUAUAUGCUAGAACCAUUCAUGCAUC
Spinacia oleracea (spinach) is the source of this 1661-nucleotide messenger RNA. Its product is annotated as phosphatidylinositol 4-phosphate 5-kinase 10. Gene Ontology annotation, cellular component: plasma membrane. The record is from RefSeq and is a predicted model, not a curated record. Gene Ontology annotation, biological process: phosphatidylinositol phosphate biosynthetic process. The transcript has 8 exons. Gene Ontology annotation, molecular function: 1-phosphatidylinositol-4-phosphate 5-kinase activity. Bases 364 to 1446 code for a protein of 360 amino acids. Lineage: Eukaryota; Viridiplantae; Streptophyta; Magnoliopsida; Caryophyllales; Amaranthaceae.